Molecule: messenger RNA, 3337 nt
Organism: Heterocephalus glaber (naked mole-rat)
Lineage: Eukaryota; Metazoa; Chordata; Mammalia; Rodentia; Bathyergidae
Gene: Itpa
Product: inosine triphosphatase
Biological process (GO): nucleoside triphosphate catabolic process
Cellular component (GO): cytoplasm
Molecular function (GO): nucleoside triphosphate diphosphatase activity
Source: RefSeq, a predicted model, not a curated record
AGGCGUCUACUUCCGCCCCCAGCCGGAAGUGUUCUGCGACUUGCGGUAAAUGGGCUUCCGGAGCUCUGAGGGCUAUCUCCUGUUCGCAAUGGCGGCGUCCUUUGCCGGGAAGAAAAUCGUGUUUGUAACAGGGAAUGCCAAGAAGCUGGAGGAGGUGCGGGGAGCGUGCGUGGGGCCGAGCGGAAGGCGCUUGGGAAUAGGGGUCGUUCAGAUUCUAGGAGAUAAGUUUCCAUGCACUUUGGUGGCACAGAAGAUUGACUUGCCAGAGUACCAGGGCGAGCCAGAUGAAAUUUCCAUUCAGAAGUGUCGGGAGGCUGCGCGCCAGGUGCAGGGACCCGUCCUGGUAGAAGAUACCUGUUUGUGCUUCAGUGCCCUUGGUGGGCUUCCUGGCCCCUACAUAAAAUGGUUUCUGGAGAAGUUAAAGCCUGAAGGUUUGCACCAACUCCUGGCUGGCUUCGAGGACAAAUCGGCUUAUGCACUCUGCACGUUCGCGCUCAGCACAGGGGACCCAAGCGAGCCUGUGAGCCUGUUCAGGGGCCGGACCUCGGGCCAGAUUGUAGCUCCCCGAGGCUGCCGGGACUUUGGCUGGGACCCCUGCUUUCAGCCUGAUGGAUACGAGCAGACGUACAACGCAGGACGAACCCCGCUCCUGGCCGCGACCGCGCCCGGGGCUGCCCUCCAGAUAUCCCGGGGACUUCUCUGGUAGAGCCGGACAUGGUCACAGCCCCUGGGCCCAGGGGGUCCCCCGCAGUGCUGCGUGCUGGAUGCCCCGCGGAGCCUAGGAGGAGGCUUCCCGGGUUGCCGUGGGCCGAGCUCUGAAGAGCUCUGCGGGCGCGGAGGCCCCGGGGCACCACUCUGCCUGCUGCCCGACCCCUCCACCCGCCGCAUCUUUGCUCAGACGCUGAAGGGUUCCAGACGGAGAGUGCAGAGGCCUCAGUCAUGCGCCUUGACUCUGGCUCCCUCUCGACUGGACCCACAGCCAGGAUCGCGCCCCAGGCAGGGGGCCCCACAGUCCUCCUGCCCAUGGGCGCUGUCCGGUGCCCCGACGGCUCCGCGACCCCGCCUAGAUGCCUUGACUUCCCCGCCGCGCCCCGCCUCGCCAUCGGGCUCCAGCACCCACCGCACGGCUGGAGAUGGAACACGCGCCUGCUGGCCGCGGCCAUGGCUCGGGAGUUUGGCCGGACUGCUGCGCUCACCACCGGGUCCUAGUCCUCGGGCGCCGCGGGACCUCAAAUGGGCGGGAGCCGGCGACACACCCCCCGCACCUCGCCUGGGUCCUAGAGCCGCUCGGAAGCCCCGCCCUUGAGAAGGGGAGGAAGGGUCGCCAAGGGCGGGUUAGCAGUCCGCCCCCCUCGCACCCUCGCCCCGUAAAUAGACGACUGCUCUUGCGAGCCCGCGGCGGCUUGGCCAAGCCGCGUAGACCCAGCUCCUUUCGGACAACGCAAGCGCACCCGCUCAGGCCACGCGGGGCGAAGGCCUGGGCGGGGCUGGGAAGUUUUUGUGUAGAAGCCCGACGACCAUGCAGUCCCCGCCAGAAUGCGACUGCGGUGGGUCGAGGGCUUCUCCGGUGUCCGCUUUAACUGUGUCGCCGGCCCCCACCCCCCUCUCCUGGGGGCCUGCAGCUCCGCCUUCUGCAUUCAUCGCUUGGGCUCGGCCCUUAAUUGGCCUCCUCCUCCUCCAGGAAGCGCGCCCGGACUAACUGGACGGGCCGGCGCGCCUUCCCCGGGUUCGGCCCCGGCCCAGCUCCGCGGCUUCAGGUUUGCUCCCCUCUCAACUCUCGGCUUCUCUCCUUCCCAAAAUGCCCCCGCCGCCUUCUGUUUUCCUGGCCGGGCGGGAGCUGGCUCUCGUGCGAGGAGUGGUGUGGGUGUGUGGUGGUGCAAGUCUGUGCUCGCGUGUACGCGUGUGCGGGAAGGCAGUGGUGCGCAAGGCAGGCGGAUGCGCGCUGCUCUGCGGCCUGCGCCUUAUCCCCCAGCCCGCGCCACUGUGUGCCUGCGGCAAGACCUUCGGCGGUUCCCCUUACCCUGCUGGGACAGAGGCUUCCGCCACAGUCCUCCAGCCAGGAAAGGGCGCGGUGUAAGCAGAGGCCCACCCACCUCUGCGCAACAGCUGCAGCCGUGGUCCCGUGGCCCUGGGGGAGACUCUUCGGGUCUUCUACAAGCCCCUCUGCCACGCCUUUGGGACCAGAACUCUGUUAGCCAGAGCUCUCGCCAGCCACAGACUUCCGGCCUCCGGCAGCGGCUAGGUGGACGUUGGGGGCUGACCUUGCAUAGGGAAUCGGACUGGAUGGGCCUUGGCUUUCACCUCCGGCCUCCGACGUCUGGGAAUGGCUUGGUUUCGACAUCUCUGUCCCAGCAGCUCCCAAACACCUGCUCCUUCCCAUUCAGGUUCAUCCCCCUUACCGUAGCCUCCUCCUCCCCCGUCAUAGGACCUUAGUCCUCCCUAGGGUGCCUGUGUCCCCCUGCCUUUCUAUCUACCUCUCAAAGGAACUCACACUGAGCCCUUCUGGCUUUAGUGUCCUGUGCUGUGGCCCUGGUCUCAGAGGCGGUUUCCUGUCCCACAGAUAUCAGGAGCUGAGGCAGAGACAGGUGCCUGGGUCUCCCGACCAGUGCUGCAUGGCUACUGGAAGAAGCAGGUACUUGGAACCCUCUCAUUCCCUCCCCUGGGGCCUCUGACUUCAUUGGCCUGUGAACAAAAAAGUCAAGCACUUGGAUCCCACAAGGCACCUCUGUCCAAAGCACUUCCAGCUCAGUUUAUCUUGUAUGCAACUUAGUUUGCCUACAAUUAGAAACUGGGGUGAGAACUGUAUAUAGAAAGAAUCUUACUAAAAACCAACACACUUCCUGGAACCUCCAGGUGCACUUCCCCCAGCCACACUUUUUGUUUUGUUUUGUUUUUUGAGGCCGGUCUUCCUUUGUAUUUCAGGCUGGCCCUGAACUCACUAUAUAGCCCAGACUGGCCUUGACCUCAAGUUGAUCCUCCUGCCUCAGCCUCCUGAGUGCUGGGAUUACAGGUUUACGACACCAUGCCCAGGGGCCGGGGAUUUAGCUCAGCGGUUCUGCCUCACAAGCACAAGGACCGGAGUUCAAUCCCCAGUACCAAAAAACAAUCAAACAAAGUAACUCCCUCUCUACUUCUCUUCAGAUUACUCAUACCUGGAGGAUCGCUGAGAGUUCAAGGCCAUCCUAGGCUACAUAGUGAAACCCUGUCUCAAAAAACCCCUCAAACAACAACAAUGACAAACACGCAAAAAUAAAUCACUCAAACCUGUCUUCCAGAAGUAGAAAGAGUAAAGGUAUGAAAGAAUGUUCAACAUCACUGGUCAUUUGAGAGAUGCAAA